Molecule: messenger RNA, 1574 nt
Organism: Marchantia polymorpha subsp. ruderalis
Lineage: Eukaryota; Viridiplantae; Streptophyta; Marchantiopsida; Marchantiales; Marchantiaceae
Source: the annotation of a GenBank genome assembly
CCCGGCAGGGCAUCUACGUACAAACUCUGCCGCUGAGGUCGAGCACGAAAGGUGACGUGCGUCAUGGAGCCGCGGCGCUCUGUGAGUCUGUGCGAUCGCGGCCUCGAAUUAUAUAUUAUAUUCUCUACACAGAAAUCAUGAUCGGGCCGAAAGGGAGAGUGGGCAUCAGAGAAGUGGUUAGCAGAUGACACGGCUUCGGAAGUUGAUUCGAUGCCAACACUCAUGACGAUCCCGUUUUAGACACGUCGUUUCUGAUUACUCCAUGCUCCUCGCUUUUCGACUCUCGACAGACGCAAGACGCAGAUCGUUCUGCACCCUCUGCAUCGGUGUCAUAAACCUUAUCGCGAGAUUCACGGUGCGGGCAACCCACUGCAGCUCAGAUGAUGCGAAGGAAUGUGCACUGCAGUAGAGUGCAGUGCAGGCUGUUGAUGAUUUUAGAUGAGGAGAAUCGGGUUGGUUACCUUUGCUCCAUGAAACCCAGAUGCACCAGCGCCUCAGCGUCCCAGGGUACCAGCCAGGGUCAGUGCAUCGAGCUCUUGUGCAAGACGAGCCUAAUGUGUUGGAGAUGCAGGGGCCCCUAGGACUAGAGACAUACGGAUCGCAUAUGUGCUUUGAAGGCUUGCCAUCCGUCAUGACGUACAGGCCCUGACAGCCACAAUUUUGCGCUCCAAACUCGCAACAUCAGUGAAGUACCUUCUGCUAUAUGUUUCUACAAUGAUAGGUAGAAGAUUGAAUCAUAUGAAUGAGUUGUCCCAAGUUCAAAAAUAUUGGGGCUGGUUCAAAGUGGGGAAGAGGAUGUGAGGCUGAUCAAACAUCGAGAGUCUCAGUGGAGGGUGCACUAGCUAGUAGGUUAGGGUAAAGUAGAUUGGGUAGGAAUCCUCGAUCCUAAAGGGUGUUGUAGUAAUGAAUGCAGACAUGUAUGUUUGGUUUAAGAGCUCAAUCCUGCUACUCUACAUCUCCAAGCUCUGAGAUAACUACUUUCCACCAACGACGAGUUUGUUUCUAUCUGCAAAAACUAGUAUACUUGCAGACUGACUACCUAAAAUUGCUUCCUGUUUGAAUGAUCGACGCUUGAAUCCAACGCUAAGAUGCAUGCAUCUCUGUCACCUCACCAAACCUCCGACUCUUUCAAAACGCGGAAGGAUACGGUAAUGAAUUCGAACAAAGGACGUAGGCCCUUUUCUGGAAUGCGUUAGCGGCAUGGCCUCCUAGGUUGUGGUGACAAACGCCGAUCCAAGUCCCAUCAUUGCAGAUAUGCAUGCAUUACAUAUCGGUGAUUCAAACUGCAACCCAAAUGAGAGGUUCAAAUGAAAAUAAUUGAAAGGAUGGGAAUACCCGGAUGCAAUCUACAUCUGCUUUAGGGUUCGAGGAGCGAUGAGCAUAUUGACGUAUGCCCAUCACCAUCAUCACAACGGAUUGUUUCUUACCUGCUGCACCCAUGAAAGUGUGCAGUAUCAUAUCGUGGAAAGAUGGCUCAUUAGUGAGGAAACAAUGCAACUUUCGUACCCGUUAGAGGGUAUGGGUUAUGAUGUUGUACCUGCACGAAGAUAAAUAGCAUUUUUCACAGGUUUUGG